AUGGGGAGCGAUUGGUGCAAUUCCGCAAACAACUGGUGUCAACUUCCUUGGUGCUACGUAGGUAGCAACUGUUCGAGCCGAGUUGCGAGUACAGUCUUUGCAGGUUCGGAAGCCGCAUUCCACAGCUACGACACGUGCCUGUCGACACCCGACUGCCACAGCUUUCCCUACGACUUGGCCUGCCCGUUUGACUCCAGAGAUUCUGCUUGGUCAACAGCUUCUGAUUGCCGUGACGGAUGGUCGAACAUCUGCGAGUGCAAAUAUCAAGGCACCAUUCUGCCAGCUUCAAUUUACAUGAACUACCCGGCCCAAGACCCGGGGAGAUAUGCGGAUCUGCCCUAUAUAGAUGUUUAUGGCACGUCUUGUGCGGCAUGGGACCAAGUUCCUGGGACCCCCUUGGCACCACUCUGUCCGCCGGGGUCUGACUGGUCAACUGUUGAGUACAACUGGUGCCAGCUGCCCUGGUGCUAUGUGGAUCCGGAGUGUGUGACCAUGCGCCCGACCAGUGUUUUCAACGGCACGUCUAUGUAUUACAGUUACGAUGCAUGUGGCAAUGCUCCUGACUGCUACAACUACUUCGAUGUCGAAGAGCGCUGUCCUUGGGACCCUUAUAACGCAAAGGCAUACCGCCUGCACAAAGCACAGGGCUGUGAGUGCAUCCAUGCUGGAGAAGAGCUUCCGCUCGAUCUGAUUCAGCAAUAUCCCUUGAGCGAGCCAGGCAAGUAUGCAAAUCUGACUUUCAUCCGAAUAUAUGGAACGAGUUGUGGUUCGUGGGAUACCUUAGCAGGUGGCCCAUGGCAUGACUACUGCAUUCCAGGCUCCGAUUGGUGUUCUACUGGCAGCAAUUGGUGCCAGACUCCCUGGUGCUUUGUGGGUGGUUCGUGUGCCACCAGAAUACGGAGUUCAGUGUUUGAUGGGCCUGCCACUAGGUUUUACAGUUAUGACACUUGUCUUUCCUCCCCAGAUUGCCGCAGUAUCCCCUAUGAUGCAUCGUGUCCUUUUGACUCGAGCGACAACGGCUGGUCUACGGCCGGACAAUGCCCAGACAGCUGGUCAGACGUUUGCGAUUGCAUAUAUCAAGGCAGCACUCUCCCAUCUGCUGUCUACGACAACUUCCCAUCCUUCCAGCCUGGCAGGUGGUCAACAUUGGGAAACAUCGCGAUCUAUGGCACGACCUGUGCUGCCUGGGAUGUGGUGCCGCAAACACCGCUCUCCAUCUUCUGUCCGACCGGAGCCGACUGGUCCUCCGAAAGUUUCAACUGGUGCCAGCUGCCCUGGUGCUAUGUGAGCAGCAGCUGUGUUACAAAGGUUGCGACUCGCAACUUUGAAGGGGCGGACUUGUGGUACAGCUACCACACCUGUGGCAAAACACCUGAUUGCUACAACAACUUCGACACAAGCCUCAAAUGUCCAUAUGAUCCUUAUAGCACCCGAAGCUACCAGGUGCACAAGGGGGGCGACUGCGCUUGCAAGUAUCAUGGCUUUGAGCUUCCGUUUAAUGCAUACACCAGGUUCCCCGUCACAGAGCCCGGGAAGUAUCAGAACAUGCCACACAUUGCAGUGUAUGGCAGCACAUGUGCAGCCUGGGAUCUGGUGCCUGAAACUCCCAGCUACUGCCCUGGUGGUGUGGAUUGGUGCACCAGCGAGCAUAACUGGUGUCAGCUUCCCUGGUGUUUCGUUGGAGCCAACUGCAGCACUAGGAUUGCCAGCUCCAUUUUUCAGGGGUCGGAGGUGGCUUUCUACAGCUAUGAUACCUGCUUAUCGGCGCCAAAUUGUCGAGACGAAAUCUUUGAUACCAGAUGCCCAUAUGACUCGAGCGAUUCAGGGUGGUCAACUCCCCAGGUGUGCUCUGAUGGAUGGAAUGACGUAUGCCAGUGUCUGUAUCAGGGCGACGUUUUGCCGGAAGAGGAGUAUGUGAACUACCCGACUCAGCAGCCAGGAAGAUACAUGAACCUAUCGAGCAUUUCGCUCUACGGUACAAGUUGCGCUGCUUGGGAUCAGGUGCCUGGAACUCCUUGGGCACACCUUUGCCCCAUUGGAUCGGACUGGUCUGACGAGGAAUUCAACUGGUGUCAAGUGCCUUGGUGUUAUGUCAGUGAUACCUGCAAGUCGCGCAUUCGCAGUUCCGUCUUUGAUGGCUCGGCCACCCUCUUCUACAGCUAUGAUGUUUGUGGUGAUUCGCCAGAUUGCUACAACAAUUUUGCAGACCCCCGAUGUCCCUUUGACCCCUCGCGGGGACUAUCAUAUGCCCUGCACAAGUCCCAAGGCUGCGAGUGUUUGUACCAGGGGAUGGAGCUGCCGGCAGACACUUACUUGAACUACCCUGCCGAGGAUCCUGGCAAGUAUGCAACGCUCCUGGCAAUUAAGAUCUAUGGAACAAGCUGUGCGGCUUGGGAUCAGAUGCCUGCAACGCCUUGGUCUAGCUACUGCCCGGCUGGUGCAGACUGGUGUCAUUCAGAUAAUAACUGGUGCCAGCUUCCAUGGUGCUACGUGGGCAGCUCUUGCCGUUCUAAGCUGCCGACGAAUGUCUUCAACGGCUCGGCAACGAUGUAUUAUAGCUACGACACAUGCUUCUCCACUCCGAACUGCCGCCUUCCGCUUGAACCUGGAUGUCCGUAUGACUCGACACUGGCUCAUUGGGCGACUGGCUCUGAUUGCCCCCAUGGUUGGUCAGACGUGUGUGACUGCAUAUACCAAGGCUCGACCUUACCUGAGGACUUAUAUCGGCAGUUCCCUGUCUCACGGCCAGGCAUGCACCAGAACCAGUCCACCAUCGCUUUGUAUGGGACAAGCUGCGCCUCCUGGGAUGUUGUCCCAGGAACCCCGCUGGCUAGCACAUGCUUGUCUUCAUCAGCAAACUACUCGGGUGACAUGAACUGGUGCCAUGUGCCAUGGUGUUACGUCAGCAGCUCUUGCCCCACGCAGUUACCAAGCCGCGUGUUUGACGGCUCCGGUGCUUUCUACAGCUAUGAUAGCUGCGGCAAUGCGCCGGACUGCUACAACAACUUUCGUGCAAGCAGAUGUCCUUUCGACCCAUAUGGGACACGGAAGUACAGGUUACACAAAGGUGAUGGAUGUGAAUGCAUCUUUCAUGGCAUGCACUUGCCGGUAGAGGUGUACACCAUGUACCCGAAUGAAGAUCCAGGGCGCUACAGCAAUUUAAGUCAUAUUUCAGUGUAUGGCACAGGCUGUGCAGCCUGGGAUCAGAUGCCAGGGACUCCUUGGGCUUCAUCUUGUCCCCAGGGUGUAGAUUGGUGUGCGUCGACCCACAACUGGUGUCAGCUCGCCUGGUGCUUCGUGUCAAGCGGCUGCGGAACCAGGCUUCCCGGCACUCUCUUCAGCGGCUCUGCGGCGGCAUAUUACAGCUACGACACGUGCCUUUCUAUGCCAGACUGUCUCAACUUUCCCUAUGACUCCCGCUGUCCAUUCGACAAGCAGGAUCUGUCUUUCUCCGCAGCUGCGGACUGCCCCUCUGGUUGGACUGACACCCCUGGUGUACCAAUCACUUCUUUCGAUGCCGUCCUCCUUCUGGAUGACGUAUGGGACUUUCGAGCGUCAGCUUACCAGGAAAGUGUGGAAAGCAGCACAGGGCUGGGAAGCAGUCAGGUUCUCAUGGACUCUGUGCAGUUCCGUGUCAUGAUGCCAUACGCCCUGCUUUGGGCUUCUGUGCAAAUCGGGGAUGCAGAGAUGGUCGCCGCGGCAGCUUCGGCCACCAAGCUUGAUCCUUCCAAGAUCUUCGUGCGAUCCAACAGACGUUUGUCAGAGUCGGACAUGGAACCACCAAGCGAACGAAGGCUUCAGAGCUUGUUCGAUAUGUAUGCCUUGACCGACAAUGCCGCCGAUUUGAGCAGUAUGCAGUCCAAACUUUCCAAUGUAAGCUUGCUUCAAGCAAGCCUGGCAGCAAGCGGGGUUGAGGCCCGGAUGGAGCCCGGGGGCCCAGCACACAAGGAGGUCCUGGUUUCGACUCGGCUUUUGGCAGCCGAUCCAAUGGAUGCCCCGGUGACAUCUCCUGAUCCUUCAGUCCUGUCCAGCCAGAUGUCGCAACGGUUGGGCAUCGCCAUCACCGCGCAGAUCGAGAACGAGGCCAUCAAGCUGCCACCAACUUCGACGACAGUCACACUGACAUCUACAACCACCCUUUCAUCCACGUCAACAUCCAGUACCAGGACACACACUUCCUCGACAACUCUCUCCACAACCUCCAUCACUGUGACGACCACAACGUUAGUUAUCGAUGUUCGAAUCAUGAUCAAUGAGGUGGAAUACUCAAGCACAGAAAUAGAAGCCUGGGCUGUCGGAACAAAGUUUUGCCUCCCGGACACCAGCACAAUGACCUCCACCACGAUGACAACCACGGGGCAGUAUGUGGGAGCAGCUGAGAUCGGGGGUGCCGUCGUCUUCCAGCUUUGCCGGGACAUCUUCCAGCAGGACCCGCCCUCCACUGUGGACUGCUACUGGCGUGAAGAUGUAAAUUCGGAGUGGGUCCUGUUUGGUGGUGCCGGCACAUGUGAGGCUGCCACCUGCCGUUGUGCAGCCUGGAGCGCCGGGAACCAUGACUAUCAGCUUCGAUUAAACAUGGGCGGCAUCGACCACUUCACAACUGAGCACCUCGCUACGGCCGCGGGGCCCAAGGAUUGUCCCACAGAAACUACCAGCACUACCACGACAACCACAACUACCACCACAGCUUUGGACAGCAUGGGGGUGCAAGAGAUGAAUGGAGCAGUGUUCUUCCAUGUCUGCAGCGACAUUGAGGGCCCUGUGAUCUGCAGCUGGCGGCGACGAGGAGAGUUUUAUUGGUUUCCGUUCGAAGGCUAUGGCUCCUGCUACGCUCGGAAGUGCACCUGCCCGGCCAUGACAACGGACAUGUUCUUUAGCAUGCGGGUUCCCAGCACAGUCGAGUCAACCACCACAGUGACAAGCAUUACCGGCACUUCCACAACUGCAACACUGACCACCAGCGUCACGCAGCUAUCGAACACGACCAUUGCCAAGACGGCUCAUUGCAUCACAGCUCGUGCUGCACCUGGACUCUUUGGGUUGCUGCUGCUCUGGGCAGUAUCCUCGUAG
This is a messenger RNA of Symbiodinium necroappetens, 5070 nucleotides long. Lineage: Eukaryota; Dinophyceae; Suessiales; Symbiodiniaceae. The record is from the annotation of a GenBank genome assembly.